UGUUGUCAUUGGUAAACACCACACAUCUGCCUACCCAGAACGUCUUCCCAUUGGUUUACCGGGUUGUCUGUCGCAGUACUUCCGUCCGUUUGGCCGGUUUUGAUUGGCCGAUUUUCCUCUUUUUUUUCCUCUUCUUCGCGGCGGUGGGUCGGAGCCGCUGUGUCCCCGGUCUGGCACGUUCCUAGCCAAAUUCUCCACGGUGUAAAAUUGGAUUCCCCCUUUUUCACAAAAACAAAAAAUAACCCCCUUUCAAUUCCCUGUAACCGCUUAUACGUUUCCGCUCAACACACACCUCCAAAUCUCCACCAGAUACCUCUGAAGAUGGCGGUGGUAAGCGGGAUGUCGGGGUCGGCUGUAGCCCGGCUGGAGGGCCGAGAAUUCGAGUAUCUGAUGAAGAAAAGGUCGGUGACUAUCGGCCGGAACUCCUCGCAGGGUUCGGUGGACGUAAGCAUGGGACACUCCAGCUUCAUCUCCCGGCGGCACCUCGAGAUAUUCACCGCGGGAGAAGAUGGCACCGGCACGGGGGAAUUCUAUCUCCGAUGCCUCGGAAAAAACGGGGUGUUUGUUGAUGGGGUGUUCCAGAGAAGAGGGGCGCCACCUCUUCAGCUCCCACGAAUGUGUUGUUUCCGGUUCCCCAGCACAAGUAUAAAGAUCACGUUCACAGCCCUGUCCAAUGACAAGAAGGAGCCAAGGAACGUGCCGGAAUCACCGGUCAAGCCCGUCCAACCCCAAAUUUCCCCACUGACCAUCAACAUUCCAGACAACAUCGCCCACCUCAUGAGCCCACUGCCUUCACCCACUGGCACCAUCAGUGCGGCAAACUCUUGUCCAUCAAGUCCGCGGGGGGCGGGACUCUCCAGCUACAGGACAAGCCGUGUUCUGGCCUCCGACCUAAUAGGAGACAACUCUCAAUCUGAAAACGAUAAAGAGGCCUCAGGUGAAGACAGCCCAAAGGAUGACUCCAAACCUCCGUAUUCAUAUGCACAAUUAAUAGUCCAAGCUAUCACCAUGGCCCCAGAUAAGCAGCUCACCCUGAAUGGAAUAUACACCCACAUCACCAAGAACUACCCCUACUACAGAACAGCUGAUAAAGGCUGGCAGAACUCAAUCCGCCACAACCUGUCCCUGAAUCGGUACUUCAUCAAAGUGGCCCGCUCUCAGGAGGAGCCAGGCAAAGGCUCCUUUUGGAGGAUCGACCCCGCCUCUGAGGGCAAGCUGAUAGAACAAGCCUUCAGGAAGCGCAGGCCGAGGGGAGUGCCCUGCUUUAGGACCCCAGUGGGACCUCUCUCCUCCAGGAGCGCUCCAGCUUCUCCCAGCCACACAGGGGCACUGUCUGCCCACUCCAGUGGGGUCCAAACCCCAGACAGCCUGUCCAGAGAGGGGUCCCCUGUCCCCAUGGAGCCAGAGCCAACCCCACCACCAGCCCCCACCCAAACCACUACAGUCCAGCCCAAACUCGCUGUCAUCCAAGAGGCCCGCUUUGCACAGAACUCCCCUGGCUCCCCCCUCAACAACCAGCCAGUACUGAUCUCCGUGCAGCGCCAAAUGCCUCAAACGACCAUGAAGCCUGUGACCUACGCCAUGGCGUCGCCAGCCAUUGUAACAACGUCAGUUAGCUCCGCCCCUGUCAUGCAGACGGUGCACGUCGUCCACCAGAUCCCAGCAGUCACCAUGGCAACUGUUGCCGGACAGCCGACUGCUACAGUGAGCCCAGAACCUCAGGAGAAUGGAGGGGGAGAGCACCAAGAGAUCAAACUCAAAGUGGAGUCGGUCCCAUCCAUCACAGCCGCGUCUAUAGGUGGAGUCAGCCGCAUCAUCCAGAGCUCUCAGGCUGCUCCUCUGACGACAGUAACCAUUGUGCAACAAGCCCCGCUCGGUCAGCACCAGCUUCCAAUAAAGGCCAUCACACAGAACGGGACACAUCUGGUCCCCAUCAGCACUGCUGCUAGCACAGCUGCUGCAAAUCCUCUUCACCUCCUGGCGGCCCACGCCUCAGCUUCAGCGUCCCUGCCUACCAAGAGGCAGAACGGAGAACUGCAAGACCAGCCCCAAUCAAAGAGGGUGAAAACGGAAGAGGAAGAGGAAGGUGAAGCAGCAGCUGCCAACAACACCACCACCACCAAUAACGGCACCACGGACAGAGCUGGAGAAGAAGGGGUCAGUGAACAGAUCGGUGACAAGUAGCCUCCCUCCCCGGUCUGCAUCCUGACCCCUGCUCUCCUGUACGCAUUGAGCCUCACACCUUCCACACUCUCACCCCCUCCAUCAUCUACUCCAAGGUGCCAAAAGCAGAAGAGAUGCGGAAAACACCUGCAGGACUACAGAAUGUUUAAAACCCUCCUCCUCAACCCCUCUUCCAUAUAUUUAAGACCACGAAAUACGAUGCAAAAACUAAAGACCAAAUUUAAAAAUGGAAUCAAAGAGUUGCUGAUGACUGUGAAUCCCUGAAGCUCGAGACCCAGAUGGCAAGAAGAAGCACAGGAAGAAAAGAACAGAUUGAAAAAUCCAGAUUUCCAGAUCAAAAGUGACUUAUUGGACAAGCGAGGAAUCCCGAAAGGAGCCUCAUCCUGGUAGCAUUACAGACAAGCGCUUUACUGUGUGUCGGACAGAGAGAGAGAGAGCAACCAAGUGAAAUCACCAGUAGUGUAUUCCGCAAAGGGAAGCGUGUGUACGUACGUGUGGACAUUCCCAUCUUCGGCAGCUAGCCUCCAUGUCGACCUACCUAACCCAGUCGUGAGUAGAUAUGCAGUAUUCCGUUGUACAAGUGUAUCUUUGGAUCUUUUUUGAGUGUUUCUCCGUUUCCCAAGGCACAGAUACUAUCUAGUAAUAAUUAAGAUAACUAAAAGCUAUAAGUGGGGUCUUUAAGAACAUUUAAACAUCACAUGAUAUUUUGGGAAUCCUUUUUUUUUUUGGUUGUUUUUGUAUGUGGACUCUUUGUUCAGUGAAAUGAAUGUAGUCUCCUUUUUCCUUUUAAAGAAAACACUAUCUAUUGAGUGGAUGUUCGUUUUUUUCUGCUCAUUCAUGCAAAUGAAAUUUCUUUAUCACUGUACAUCGACAGAUUUUUUUCAUAUUUUACAAAUAUCCUAUGAGAUAAAAAAGUAUAUUCCCAUGCGUAUUUGACCAUAUGCUUCAUUGAGCUUGCAUGUUACGGAUCUAGAGACAAUGUACUUGAGCAGAUUAUCUGAAUAUGGAACUGAAGAAAAUUUAGACUGAAUCUACGCUAUAUGAUUCUGACCAGUGCUGCACUUAACCCUCUUAGUUGUUGUUUUUUUUCUCCCCCCUUUUGUAUUUUCAUUUGCUCUGUUUCCCCCACCCCGUCAUCAUGGGCUGUGUUUGUUACCUUUGUGUUGAAGUUGGCAACUCUUUGCUUGAUUAUUUUUUUCUGUUAAGGCUACUAAAGAGUCUAUUCAGAUUGUAUUCUAUGUUACACGAGGAAAAACAAGUGAUAGGUGUUCGUUCUGCUUCAGUGGGUAAAUGCUUUUUUUUAUAAAUUUAUUUAAACACACAACCUUCUAGUUUGUAUUUCUUUGAGUAAAAGCCUUCUCUGCUGGGCAAACACAAACUCACAAUCUGUGUGAAGAAUUAUUUCUUUUUGUUAGAACAAGGAAAGAUCGCACUUAUGUGUUAACAUCUGGGAUGGAGGGCUUCAGCGUACAUUCCUCACUGUUUGGUCAGGCUGUCAGAGGAAGACUGCGUACCACGGGGUGGAAAUACUUCCUUUGAACACUAUCAGCUUCCUUAAGUGACAAAAACAGCAUGAAUCACUUGAUUCCAGUACUGGAGCUGAGGAGUGUUGAAUGUAAGGACUUAAGGGUUCAGUGAGCUUUAAACCAGACAGUUCAUCCUAAAGAAGACCCAAGAUAGACCUUUUUCCACAGCACACACUUUGGCAUUCUAGUAGAAAAAGCACAGUUGUAAUCAUUAACAUCAAAAACAUUCCAUUUAGGUAGGCUUGUUCAAGGGUCCUGGUGUACAUACUAGCCCACUGGCAUGGCUUACUGGGUCACUUGAUGGAGCAGAGCCAUCAUAAUGAAAUUAGUUACACCUUUGCUUUACCCACUAUGGCAAGUCCAAAUGUCAGAUGUGAAAAAGGAUGAUUCCAAUAAGGUAAAAUGAGUCCACAUUGCACUGUAUUAACUGUGUUGACCACGUCAUGGCUGAUGCUGAUCUGCUGAAUAAGGUCAGUGUGCAGAUACCAAUCCAGCUUCAUUGUUUCAGUGCAUCCCUGAUUCAUACUUAAUUUAAAAAAAUAAAUAAAUAAAUAAAAUAAAAUGGUAUUUUCAACCUGGA
Messenger RNA from Epinephelus lanceolatus (giant grouper), 4290 nucleotides. It is a transcript of the gene foxk2a, whose product is annotated as forkhead box K2a. The record is from RefSeq and is a predicted model, not a curated record. Gene Ontology annotation, molecular function: RNA polymerase II cis-regulatory region sequence-specific DNA binding; protein binding; DNA-binding transcription factor activity, RNA polymerase II-specific. Gene Ontology annotation, biological process: regulation of transcription by RNA polymerase II. Lineage: Eukaryota; Metazoa; Chordata; Actinopteri; Perciformes; Serranidae.